Molecule: messenger RNA, 7083 nt
Organism: Acanthopagrus latus (yellowfin seabream)
Lineage: Eukaryota; Metazoa; Chordata; Actinopteri; Spariformes; Sparidae
Gene: vwa5b1
Product: von Willebrand factor A domain containing 5B1
Exons: 23
Coding region: 516-4367 (1283 amino acids)
Source: RefSeq, a predicted model, not a curated record
AGCGUAUCUUGCGUGACAAAACUGAAGGAAAAGUUCGAGGACAUCCAGAUUUACAGCGGAUUAAACCGUUUUAUAACUAUUACAUAGCUGCUAUAAUGUGUAUGUCUUGUCUUUGUAUGAUGUGAGCUGUAAUAUCUUUUUUCUGCUCUUGUUAUGUCUGUUUGGUGGUUUACACAACGAUAUAUCAACCACCUAAUGACAAGCAAUCCUUUAUUUUCGCGGUUUACGAGGAACACGUGAAAGCACCGACUAUUCCCACCCUGUUUGUAGCAGUGAACCUGCUGACACACCCAUCACACAGGACAGCUGCAUGUUGACGAGCUCCUGCCACCUGUGGCAGCACUCGUAUUCCCUCUACGCCACGGAGAGAGAACAAUAAAAGGGGGAACUGAGAGAGGUCGGAGAGGAGGAGGAGGAGGAGGAGGAUAUCUUUCAUGAUAAGUGGACUUCUGACAGAGAGCGAUCCCUGCUGCACACCCAGCUUACACAAAUGAGAGAAUCCUAAAACCAGCACCAUGCCUGGACUCAUUAACAAGGAGAACCGGUGCGCUCUGCCCCUCAGCGUCUCUGACAUCACUUCCUGUGUCAGGGGUUACACUCUGGCCAUGACAGCCUCUAUGACCUAUGAAAAUAUUGAGGAUCAUGCCAUUGAGGGGAUCUUCAUCUAUCCGCUGGAGGAAAACUCCAUCGUCGCGGGGUUUGAGUCCAUGAUAUCCAGUCAGAUCAUAACACUGCAAAUCAAAGACAAGGCAAAGAUUGAAGACUGUUAUCUGGAUUGCUACAGCACGUCUAACGGGGCCCUCCAGAGUGGCAGCGGACACAUAGUGCUGGACGAGGACCUGGAGAGGACGGUGUUGGUGGUUAACCUCGGGGUUAUCCCUCCUAUGGAGACGGUCCAUGUUCUGGUCAGCACCUCCUCUGAGCUCUCCACCCUUCCCAGCGGAGGCAUCCGGGUCUCUUCUCCACCGGUGUGUACGCCUCGGGUACAGAGGACCAUCAACGAGGAGCAGGGACUCUCCCCGAACUUCUCCAGGACGCGGGACAGACACACGGGUGCCUCGAGUCCUCAUGAUCAAACUCCCAGCUCCCCUCAGCUGUGGCUGGCUUCACUGCUACAGGAGGAGGUUAUCAACUCCAUGGACUACGAGUUUAACUUCCAGCUGGAGAUUCGGGCUCCCUAUCUCCUCGCAGGUGUGGAGAGCCCGUCUCACGCCAUCCGAGCCGACGCGGACCCUCUGGCCCGCUCUGCCACCAGUGUCGUCAUCACUCUGGCCGACAAGUACACUUAUGACUGUCCUGUUGAAAUCCUCAUCUACCCCAGCGAGCCUCAUCUGCCGCAUGUGCUCAUCGAGAACGGAGACAUGACGCUGGAGGAGUACGAUGAGUAUCUUCACGGCCGGAGCGAUUUCAUCAAGGCCACCAAGAAGGACUCCAGCAACGAGAGGAAAGUAGAUAUCAUUCACAGGCGGCUCCAUAAGGACAUCCUCCACAAUCCUGUGGUCAUGUUGAACUUCUGCCCUGACCUCAAGUCCAUCAGCUCUGACCUGAGGAAGGUUCACGGCGAGUUUAUCUUCCUCAUUGACCGCAGCGGCAGCAUGAGUGGCGUUAACAUCAACCGUGUGAAGGACGCCAUGGUGGUGAUUCUCAAGAGUCUGGUGCCCGGCUGCCUUUUUAACAUCAUAGGCUUUGGCUCUACAUUCAAAUCGCUGUUCACAAGCAGCCAGAACUAUGACGAGGAUGCCCUGGCUCUGGCUUGUGAGUAUAUUAGAAAGAUCAGAGCUGACAUGGGAGGCACCAACAUCCUGGAUCCGCUCAACUGGAUCCUGAGGCAGCCGAUGUUCAGCGGACACCCCCGGCUGCUCUUCUUGCUCACCGACGGGGCCGUCAGCAACACGGGCAAAGUUAUCGAGCUGGUCCGCAGCCAUGCGCGUCACAUCAGAUGUUUCACGUUCGGCAUUGGACAGACUGCUUGCAGGAGGCUGGUGCAGGGUCUGGCGACAGUUUCCAGAGGAACAGCGGAGUUCCUGACCGAUGGCGAGAGGCUGCAGCCCAAGAUGAUAAAGUCCCUGAAGAAAACCAUGUCUCCGGUACUCAGUGACAUUUCUAUCGAAUGGCUGUUUCCUGAGACUAAAGAAGUCCUGCUGUCUCCUGUGGGCAACACCUUCCUGUUUCCAGGGGAUAGUCUGAUUGGCUACAGCGUGGUUUGCGACACCACCCGCUACCACGCCAACCCCAAAUCUGAUAAAAGGAGGCGAUACAGCAUGAUGCGCUCCGUUGAGUCCGCCAGCUCUGUGUUUUACCACUCCCAAGAAGAGGACCUGGUGAGGACAGGUGUGGACCCACUGUCUGGACUGCUGUAUGACUCCUACCAGGACUCCACGACAGACAGCAGCCCCGCCACCACAGAGCAAGACGCCAUGGGGUUUGAUUCGAAGACAUCUCCGAGACGGCGAGCGUACAGCACCAACCAGAUAACAGACUACAACCCGGCGAAGAAAGUGUACACUCCCAGUGAUCCCAGCUCUGUGGCGGCAAAGAAUCCACUGAGGAGAGCCAAAGUCCAGGAGCUGAUCGGCCAGAUGAGCCCCGAGCACGAGACGCAGUGGAGGAACGACUACCAGCCACAGCUGGCAAGCCUGUGUGCCACAUCUUCCAGAGGGCGCUCUGCCAGCUGUCACCGUCCGCUCCCUCAGCAGGAGCCGAUUCUGCCGCAGGAAGCCGACCCGGAGCUUCAUUUCCACCCUCAGCCGGAGGACAAUCCUCAGCUCGGCAGCAGCGGCACGCCGCCAGCAUCUCGCAACGCCGCUGGGGACGGUGGAUCCAAAUCAUCCACUGACAGCCCAUCUGUAGGCAGCGUCGGAGAUACAGACGGAUACGGACACCAGUUGUGUCAAGCAGAAACCCCGCAGGAGACCCAGAGUCCAGAUCUGGAUACAGCCAACCAGCACAGAGGUGACUGCAAGGCCGUGGUGUCCGGGCUGCUGUGUGGGAAACCAGCAAAGUGGGAGGUCGUAUUUGAUAUCCAGCCCUUCCUGAACGGCCGGGAACGCGAGGAAAAGGUCCACGAGGAGCUGUGGAACGAGACCUUCCACCACCUGGCCGGACGCUCCAUCAUACACGACUUCGAGCACAUGGCGGAUAAGGAGUGCGAGAUCGAGCACGGCUCUGGGAGGAAGUAUCAGCUCUACGCUAUUCACACCAGCAAGGCCUGCAAUAUACUGAGCAAAUACACAGCGUUUAUCCCCAUCGACCUGGACACUAAUGAGUAUUUGCAGACAUGUAUUGAAUACAUAAACCCCAGUGAAGGUCUGAAGAGGAGCUCUCACUCCAGCUCUCGCUCGGGGAGCAGGAAGAACAGAGGGUACUCCAUCGGACUUGGCCGCUCUCAGUCUGGCGGCAUGUCCGAGGAAGCUGAAGAGGUCCUUCUGCCCAACAAUGCGGAGGAUGGCGUCUCUCCAUGCAGCACCCCCUCCUCCUCCGGCUGGGAGAGAUGUAGCUUCACAGAGGGUAAGAGCAUCACAUCAACCGUCUCCCAAAGGAGUCCGUCUGUGACCUCUGACCAAUCACAGAAAUCAGUGGAGAGCCUGUUUUCUGCCAGGUUGGCCCUCAGCAGGACACGUCUCCUGACUCGAGCUGCCAAAGGAUUUAUGUGUCGAUCUCACAGCAAGUCUGGUGAUUCAAUUGGAGAGAGCGACAACGAGAACAAAGACUAUAUUCCUCUGGUGUUGUUGCAGUUGGCGAGUGGUGCAUUUCCCCUAGACACAGCUCUGUGUGAAGCCAUUAAUGUGCCCAUGGACAAGCUAAAGUGGACGUCCCCCUUCAACAGCCACCGCAGCAGCCUGGGCCACCUGUCUCACUCCAGCAGCCGCCGUGCUGAGGGCGCCGAUGACGGACACAGAUCCCAAUACGAGCCGGAAACAUAUCAUCAACCUGCAGAGCACAGUGGAGGCCCUUCUUAUCUGAGUGCCGGGAUGGUGGAUGCUGGUCCUUCCUCAUUAGUCAGUCCGUCCACCCAUGCUGAUCUGCAGCUCUCCCCCCACUCCCAGGCGGACAGUGGACGGGGUUCUGGUUCAGGGGGCUUGGAAACUGCAUCGCCCAGCCCCCUAAAGAGGAUGCUGGAUCCAGAGAGCAUGGUGUGGGCCACUGCUGUAGCCCUCGCCUGGCUGGAGCACAGCUCCGCCAGUUACUUCAUUGAAUGGGAAAUGGUAGCCGCCAAAGCCAGCAUGUGGUUGAGUGCGCAGGACAUCCCAGAAGGCCGUGACUUAGCCUCCAUCAAGGCUGCUGCCAACCAGCUCUUCAUCAUCCUCAGACACUGGGAUGAAAACCUGCAACUGAACAUGCUCUGUUACAACCCGAACAGUGUCUGAAGCCUGCUGGUCCAAGACUGAACACACAGACCGCUGCAACGAUUCAAAUCCAUAUGAUACUAUGCUAACCGAGGCUGUGCUCUUCUCUGUUCAGCAGUAUGUGCUCUGGAGUCUGAUAUUGCUGUUGCAGUUGUGAACAAUGUGUAUUUUCUUCUGUCCGUGUGCUGUUCCCUCAAACAUAUCAGGCUCCUCAGAGGCACUUUGUGCAAGCUCUUACCUCGCUGGUGCCAUAUACCGUAGCCAGAUUAAAGCGGGACCUAUUCUGAGUUAUGCCACAGAUUUUAGUUUAUGGGGAAGAAAGUCAGUGUUAAAUUAGUAGCAUGCUGGAUUACUGUCAUCAACAUCUGAGAAAAGCUCUUAUUGCCAUCAUAUUGAUGUUACGGGAAGAAUGCUGCAAAACAUCAAGAGAAUACUGUUCCUUUGUUCCACAGACUGUUUUUACAUCUCUACAGCAUUUCCUGAAAUGUUUGUAUCGUGGAAAAAUGUUACAUGAAGACACGUGCGUACGUGGAAGCUGUCUUUUCUAAUGCCUGCUACCAUUAUAGUGUUUGCCAUUUUUGCUUUUUGAUAACAGCAGAGACAGAAAAAUAUGCAAAACGCUAAAGAAAAUAGAAAAUAUCUGUCGACAUUUGAUUAAAAAAUACGUGGCUUCGGUGGGAAUCUAUAAAUGUGUAUCCCACUAGCAUGUUAUAUUAUUUAAUUGAAACAUACAGUUUAUAUGUUUUCACUUAUCUGAGUAUACCUGUCUGAGAGUUAUUGAUCAUGCAUUACAUUCAGAGGGAGUAGCAGACCUGGAAUCUGUUGCACCAUCUGUGCCGUUUGCAAGCUCAAUGUCAGCCUAAUUGUAAGCUAAGUAUGUCGGGGUUGCACCAUGGAAACUAUUUCUUACAGAGUUGAAGAAGAAGAAGAACAAUCUUUGUAUCAACAUGUCCCCCCAACAAAUUUAGUAUUUUUAAGACACGUAAACACUUUUUGAAUUCAAUCAUGGCAUAUUUAAUGACGUGCUUUAUGUUGUAGAACAAAACCAUAAGUCUUUUAAGCUUUUGUUAACCUUGUUUCAGGAAUUUAACCAAAAACUCAUUACCUUCGAAACGAGAGAACUGGAAGUACAACAACUAAUUUCUAGGUUUCAGGACUUGGCACUCUUCAGUGGCUUCCUGUUUGCACAAUUUGCGGAUUGAAGGGAAUUUAAAGCUGUUAUUGUUAAAAUCCCUGUUCGAAACAUCUGCUCCCUUCACAUGGUUGUUGGUUGGCUAACACAAGCUAGCAAACGUUACCUUGCAAAUGUUAACGCUGCUAAUGCUAGCUAGCAUGUGUACAUUGGCAACAAUAGCUAAUGGUAACACUGUUAACAUUAGUAAGAUUAACGUUAAUGUUGCUAAUGCUAGCUAGCUAACUGAAGCUGGUGAACGUUUAGGUAGUUUUUCUUUUACGACUGCAGCAAAGUCGGGAACACAGUUGCGAGCACCACAUGACACCAUCGGUGUUAUAUGAUUGGCUCACAGAUGUUGUUAGAAGCUGGAACCAACUGUGAAAAAAAACAAAUAAACAAUAUAUUUUUUAAAAUGAUUAAUUCACAACCGUAAUAAUGUUUUUAAAGAGAAAAGACACUUUUAUUCUGCACCUUUCUCGAAUCCCGAUAGAUGAAAUAUUUUAUAAAAAUUAUGCUCAAUAUAACCGGAGAUGAAUUAAAUGAAUGAGUUUAAACACAAUCUUUGGAAUGGAUCUAGUCACAGCUGGUGCAACUCAUUCCUAAAGACUUAUGGGCAGCGAUCAACAGUCCUAAUCAAAGAAGAGAGAGCCCUGCUCGUUCAGUCAUGCUCAUUGUUCAUUUACCGCAAGUGCCUAACCAAAGUUUAAAGUCAGCGGAAAAUGUAGAUCUGUUCACUGCAGUUUAAUCAGUGUGGGUAAUGAUUGUUACGUUUUUUGUUUUUUUUUCAAAUAUAUAGUAUGUUCCCCAAUCUUUUAUUUUUUCUUGAUUCUGUAUUUGGCCUUUGUAGACAUCCUAACAGUUCAGUAUUUAUCUUCCUCAUUCUCCCAUCACAGUUGUUGCUUUACUCAGGUAUUAAUUAAUUUUUUCACUCAGGCUGAGUUGCAUGAAUCCUUCUGCAUGAACACGUGUUUAUGUUUAUGAUGUUAAAUGGCUGAAUUGCCACAUCGGAGCCAGUAGCACACUACUUUGCUCUCUGAAAUGAGAAAAACAGUAGAUGUCAUAUAGUGCUGUAAUUGCAGUCGUAGGUGCAGCUGUAAUUGUUGUAUAUUUAUGUACUGGGUCAGCUGUAUAGUGCAGUAUCUUUCAACUUGCUGUGUGUGCCUUUACAAUGGUUGUUGACUGUUUGAGGCUGUUGAAGAGUCUGUAGUGUCUUUAUAACUGUUGAUGCUAUGAUCUGCUCUGCAGGUGCAUGUAAUAAAAUAACUACAACCAAAGGUUUAGGUUCUUUAGCGAUUAUUGCUCCACUCCUACCGACAAGUUGUACCUCAAGGAUCGAUGCUUGGACCUUCUUCAUUGGUGCGAUUAUCAACUCAUGUUAUCAACUUAUUUUUUUCUUUCAUUGUUGCUACGCUGAUGAUAACCAGCUUUACGGAUGCUUCCACCUUCAGCUCAAUCUCUCCAAAGGUCUGGUCCCACCAGCUUUUCAGACUUCACCAUUUUGAUGGAAAGUCGAUGGAACUUCUGCGAUCAAGUGCAACUGUUUGCACCAAAUCCUAAAUUGUA